AAAAUUUUUUCUAGAGUCACCGGUGGAGAGCUCUUCGAAGACAUCGUAGCGCGCGAGUUUUACAGCGAAGCCGAUGCAAGUCAUUGCAUCCAGCAGAUAUUGGAAAGUAUCGCCUACUGUCACAAGAACAACGUCGUUCAUCGGGACCUCAAGCCAGAAAACCUUUUGUUGGCUAGCAAAGUCAAGGGAGCCGCAGUUAAACUCGCGGAUUUUGGGUUGGCCAUAGAAGUGCAGGGUGACCAAGAAGCAUGGUUCGGCUUCGCCGGAACUCCGGGCUAUCUGUCUCCGGAGGUUCUCAAAAAGGAAUCUUACGGAAAACCGGUGGACAUAUGGGCUUGUGGUGUCAUUUUGUACAUAUUGCUUGUUGGCUACCCGCCUUUCUGGGACGAGGAUCAAAACCGUUUAUAUAUGCAGAUCAAAGCAGGUGCCUACGACUACCCGAGCCCAGAAUGGGACACCGUGACACCGGAUGCGAAGAACCUCAUCAACAGCAUGCUCACGGUCAAUCCACGCAAGCGAAUAUCCGCCGAAAUGGCACUGAAGCACCCGUGGAUCAGCCAGAGGGAACAUUUCGCGGCCGCCGUCCAUCGCCAGGAUACCGUCGACUGCUUGAAGAAGUUCAACGCUCGUCGCAAGCUGAAAGGUGCAAUUCUGACGACGAUGAUUGCUACAAGAAACCUGUCAAGUAAGUGCACUUAUGUUACGGGGCGGAAUGAGAGGGUGUUGCGACUGGGAUAUGGAUGUGCGAGUGAAUAGGA
This is a messenger RNA of Soboliphyme baturini, 758 nucleotides long. The record is from the annotation of a GenBank genome assembly. Lineage: Eukaryota; Metazoa; Nematoda; Enoplea; Dioctophymatida; Soboliphymatidae.